UGGAUGUUGAAAAUAUACCGCGGGCUGGACAAUAACUUCGGAAUACCAGGUUUUUGUUUUUUGAAGUGUACAGUUCCUGUGAUAUGGAGCAGUAGUUUCAAGACGUACAAGUGACGUAAUCAUUUUUCAUUUUCUAGUACAUGAUACUGGUAAACAUCACAACGCAAGGGGAUUCACAAUAGCCCAAAACGAAACUACCUCUAGCGACCAAUCAGAUUUGUAGGAUGUAGAAGUGCGCAAUUUGAAUUAAUCGUUUUGGAGUGCCUAAAUGUAGACUUAUCGGACCUACAGUAAAUUUUGGGUAUAUGUCCAAGACAUAUUAGAAACAGAAAUUUCCAGCAGGGAAAGUUCUUUUCGAUUGGUUUUUCGGCCCUAUAGUCAUAUAUGUGCACGGUAUGCUAGAGUUAUCAUUAAUAACGGUUUUUAUGUUCUGAGAAUUGGAUUACAGUUCGAAGGAGAUGCGCAAGUCACACACGUAAAAUUGUAACACUUAGUUCUUUGUCAGAUGGAAUUUAAGAAAACUGCAUUAAUAAAGAGUACUAAGAUAUUAGUGAUCGAUGUAGGGAGAGCGUCUGAACGAACCUCUUUCGAUUUCAUAAGUUAGGCUUAAUGUAGAUUCUGACGGCUUCAGCAGUGUGUAACACAUAAUACAUUAAGUUAAAAUUAAAAGUAGUGGACUUCGAAAGUUGUAAUAACAUCAAUUUUCACUCCUAUAUUUGUUGAGUAAUUAUGUCCAAAUUAACAGUUGCUUAUAUAAACAAAUGCUAAAGAUAUCUACGUCAAGAGUAAUUUGUUAACAUGAACAUUUAGAUAUACAACAUUGCGUUGUCAUUUGCUAGUUGAGUGGAGUAAGACUAGUGUUAUUAACAUUACUAGUAUUGGAGUAUAAGUGUUGAUCAUUUCAUAUCGGUAUUACUAUGACUUGUAAAAGCUUCUUCUCAAUAUUAGGUCAUGGGAGCCUGUGAAGUUUAUCGUCCUCUUCCUUCUGAAUCCGAUGAUAGUUGCGUCCACAGGGCGAACAGUUUCUCCGCUUCAGAAUCAGAUGUUCUACAUGUAGUCGUUUCAGAAUCAGAACUAACUGAAUUACCAUUACCAACCUACGUGUGCGAACUAUGUGGCAUCAGAGUGAAAACAAAAGCAAAUUUGCGAGCUCAUCAAAUCAAAACUCAUAAAAUCAUGAAGAAUGCGAAAGAUAUCGCAUUCUAUUCCAAACAAAGGUAUACUGUUAGCCACAUCUAUCAUUGUCCAGUGGCUACAUGUAAACAUAACAUUAGUUUAGGUGGUGGAUUCAGUACUUAUUGGAGAUUGAAGCAGCACUACCAACAUGUACAUAUGCAAAAAAGUUACCAAUGCGAAAAAUGCAAACAUUUUUUCCCGACACCUUCUUACCAUGCUUAUCAUCAGAAAUUGUGUGGAGCAACGUAUUCUUGUUCAGUUUGCUUUAGAUCUUAUUCCAGCAAGAAGCACCUACUUCAACACUGUAGAAGAAGUGGGCACCCUAACACUUCAUUACCUAAUUCCUUUACAAAAACCAAAGUGGCUGCAAGUGUACCACCUACAAAAUGUGCACCAGUUGCUGGUUCAGCUACCUCCUGUAAUUCUGUUCCCGUGACCACAUGUGCACCAGUGUUAUUUCCGAUAAUUAUUUUACCAGUGCCUGUCCCAAAUACAAACGGAUUACAUGCGGGAAAUAUGGACUACAAUAUUAUGAACUACUCAAAUAUGAAUUCCUUUUUGUAUACAAGCGCUUUAUCAGCUCUUCGAACACUUUCAGCAGAAGUUUACCCCAAUACAAAUAUGCAGGUUGGUUCACCCGAAUCAUUGGUAAAUCCCAGUGGGACUUCAGUAGUACUCAAACCAAACUUGAAAAAUUUUUGUAAUCUGUAUACAGUGGCUUAUGCUAAAGCUCCCUCCUCAGAAGCAUCGACUCAAACAGACGAAGCGUAUACAUCGAUGGCUGUAUCACACCAAUUUUCUCAUAGUGCACAACCUCAUGAACUUAUAUCUGUGAAUACAUGCACUGACGAAGAUGAUAUAAGUUCAUUCAUUGGUGGACUAUUCUGUAAUGCCUCAGUCGAAGCGAAUUUCCCCCAACAUCAUACAGUAGAAGGAUCGUACGAGGCUAAACCAGAGGAUAAUCUAUCAGCCCCCGACGAACAGUUUCCUCAUUUGGAUUCUCUGAAUAAACAUCAACCAAAUAUGUUGGAAAAUUCAAUCGAAAAUUCGGUUCAGACAGUCAGUUACAUUCCUCUUGCCGGAUGUUUGCGCAGUGGAGUAGAUCAAGAAAUUCAAGCAAAACUGGUACCUCCACGUGAAAAUGCAUCUAUGCAAACUGAUUUAGUAGAAAAGCUAAGUGUUGAGGCAGCUACCGAUGGUCAUCACGUCGACCGUAGUACUUACUUUAGCCUCAACAGAAUGCUUGAAACACCUCCACCACCUGUGUCUAUGCCACAAAGUACUGUUUCUCUUGGUACUCAUCUAAGCACUGCAUGCCAAACUUUACAUCGUUUAUUGGAAGAACAAGAAAAUCUAGACAGGCAGCCAUCAAUUAUAGAAGCAUUAAAUAUGGAGACGUCAGUUGCCUCUGAUGCUUGUACUGGUGCCAAUUUGUUAAAUUAUGAAUACGAUUUGUCCAGCGGAACAGAUCAAGUGCUAAGAUGUAAGUCGUCAUCGUCUCCUUCAGAUAAAAUGUUUGCAACAACUAGUACUAUGCCUGUUUUACCUGACAAUCAGCAGUUUUGUUACCUGAAUUCUAUCGACACAACAACACAGCAUGAUUGGUCAGUUGGUGUGGACUUCACGCAUAACCAAACACAGACAAUCGAUGAAGAUAUCGAAUUAUGGUUGAACAGUGUGGAAACACAAACUAAUCUUGCGUCAUUCGAUCCAAGCUUUUUCUCAGAUAUAUGUGUUGGUGUAGAUGAUGACUUUUUUCAAUCGUAGCUCCUUUCCUAUUACUACACAUGCAUUGUCACCGUUACGUAUAAUUAUGACUUAUAUUCUAUAUAAUAACUGAUUUGAAAAACAACUUAGUGCCCUUCACUGACACAUAUCAGCGCACAUUGAGAUAUAUUUGUUCUCAUUUUAUUCAUAUUUUAUCGUUGCUGCUCCUCACAUUUCUCUAUUUUGUAUAUUUCUAGAAUCCUGUUUAUAAUUCACUGUUUGGACUGUUUUUAUAUUCAGUUUUGUUUUGAGUUUUAUUAUUUUGCUGCUCAUUCAUUUCCAUUCCAUGUUACAAAUUUUGUACAUAUAAGAGGAUAAUUAAAUAGGAACUACCGGUAGAUCUACAGUUGAUAAUAUGAGUUAUUCAAAUGAUUUUAUUGCUUAUACUGACAUUAAAAAAAAAACUUUUUGCAUACUUAUUUGUUAAUACUUCGUUGAUUAGUCACUUGAUAGAACGCCAAUAGCAUGUAUUUCCGUAAAGAAUUUUUCAACGAAAUUGAGUAUCUUAGUGUUAAUAUGUUUUUACUCACAAGUGAAUUAGACAUUUUGCGAAAUGAGCAAAUUGAACUUGAAUUAUACUACACCAGUCCAGUGUUCUUAAUUAAACCACACGGGAAUUUUCCAUGCCUUGAAGAAAUGUAACUCCCUACUGACAGUAGAGUAGCUCAACGGUAUUUUCCAGUCGUCUGUCAAGCUUUCUGAAGCAAAGUCAAAAAGCUAGCUUCUAUGUUCUCACUUAGCCUAGUCAUUUGAGCAACUUGUGGAUGAGUUUGUGACAUAAGUGACGGGGAAUUGGAAAAUUGUUAUCACAUUCUUGUUUAGCGAUGUGACAGUACUUAUUAUUCAAAUAGCCAAAUCACGUAUUUCCCAUAUUUGUGUUAGCUCUUCUAUGUAUUUAUACAUAUGUGAAGGUUCUCUUUAUCGAAAUCCAGCCAUCGAUGUACUUAUUCAGGCAGUAUUUAGCUAAUGCUGUU
Molecule: messenger RNA, 3917 nt
Organism: Trichobilharzia regenti
Lineage: Eukaryota; Metazoa; Platyhelminthes; Trematoda; Strigeidida; Schistosomatidae
Source: the annotation of a GenBank genome assembly